AGGGCUUGUGAGAGCAUCAUCGUCGACUUCGGCGGCGUGCUAUUCACUUGGUCUGCGAACACGAUGACCCCCGUCCGCCCUAAGCUCCUGCGCCGCAUCUUCUCGUCUUCCAUCUGGUUUGAAUACGAGAAGGGCCACAUAUCGGAGCAAGAAUGCAUACAACUCGUCGCAGCCGAGUUCUCCAUUUUCGAAGUAGACUUCACACGCGCGUUGAAGAGUGCGCGUCGGUCCGUGCGUCUCAACACCUCCGUCUUCGACCUCUUGCGCGACUUGAAGAAGCACACCGGUGUCCGCAUCAUCGGAAUGGCAAAUAUGUCGAGCACGGAAUGGGAUCUGCUCCGGCGCAAGAUGGAGCCGGAGGUCUGGGCGCUCUUCGACCACAUCUACACCUCGGCGGACGUCGCCCAGCGCAAGCCGAGCAUUGGCUUCUUCAAGCAUAUCCUUGAUUCUGCCCGACUCGUCCCGGCUCGCACGGCGCUGAUCGACAACAGGGUGGAAAAUCUCGUUUCUGCCGCCUCCGCCGGAAUCCGAGCUUGCUUCUCGUUCACGACGGUCGACGAGCUGUCUCGCUCGCUCAAUGCAGUCACCCGGAACGCGCUCGCUGAUGCCGAAGGGUGGUUGCGCCGUCAUGCUCAGGAGAUGUGGUCGGUUACCGACUCGGGCGUCAAGCUGGAGGAAAACUACGCCCAACUCCUUAUAUUCGAUGUCACCAGGGAUGCGAGCUUAGCUAAUAUUGGCACGCCAUCGAAGCUUGCAAACUUCUGGAGAGGUACAACUAUCAAUACUACGGUAACAUUCCCCCACGACCUGAACACGACAUCCAUUGCGUGCACUGCGCUUGGUGUCUUCCCACAACAGAUGAAGGACGACAUCGUUGACGAGAUAUUGUCCAUCAAGACCUCGGAAGGGCUUGCGCCUACGUACUUCGACAGUACCCGUCCUCGGAUAGACCCCGUGGUGAACAUCAACGUCCUCACCUUUCUCUAUGCGAACGGCCGCGGCCACGAACUUCCCGAAGCCCUCGACUGGGUCCAAUCCGUGCUGCAAACGCGCGCAUACGAACACGGCACGCUCUACUUCGCUACUGGCGACGCCUUCCUCUACUUCCUCUCACGCCUCCUUUCGGUAUCACCCUCGGUCCGCCAGCGGCUCGGCAAGCUCUUCGUUGAGCGCGUGCAGGAGCGCUGCGGGACUGAGGGCGACGCGCUGUCUCUUGGAAUGCGCGUCAUCGCAGCGGCGUCGGUGGGAGUGCGGGCUACGCUCGAUUACCAGCGGCUUCUGUUGGCGCAGGAGGAGGACGGGUCGUGGCCGGUGGGGUGGAUGUACAAGUAUGGUUCAACGGGGAUGCGCAUUGGGAACAAGGGGUUGACGACGGCGGUGGCUGUCGCCGCCAUUCGCAAGUUUAGAGCGAUGUGA
Molecule: messenger RNA, 1416 nt
Organism: Dichomitus squalens LYAD-421 SS1
Lineage: Eukaryota; Fungi; Basidiomycota; Agaricomycetes; Polyporales; Polyporaceae
Product: HAD-like protein
Exons: 3
Source: RefSeq, a predicted model, not a curated record